Molecule: messenger RNA, 900 nt
Organism: Aspergillus puulaauensis
Lineage: Eukaryota; Fungi; Ascomycota; Eurotiomycetes; Eurotiales; Aspergillaceae
Product: sulfotransferase family protein
Exons: 2
Coding region: 1-900 (299 amino acids)
Source: RefSeq, a predicted model, not a curated record
AUGUACGCCCUCCAACGAUUACUGUACGGAUUCCCCGAGCCGGCUCCGCACAAACGCACCAAGCCCGUCGAGGUGCUUUGCUUAGGCUUACCACGGACCGGAACGGAGUCCUUAAGCGUAGCCUUGCGACAACUGGGCCUGCAAACAUAUCAUGGCUGGGACUUGGUCUUCGAGCCAGAUGGCAGCAAGCUGCAACUGUGCAAUGAGCUAGUGCGGCGGAAAUACAACGGUGCCCGCGAUGGCGAUGUGCACAUUUCUCGCACGGAGUUCGACGUUCUCGUCGGUGAUAGCCAGGCAGUGGUUGACUCGUUGUGUGCGUUCUUUGCCCCCGAGCUGCUCGCUGCUUACCCAGACGCCAAAGUGGUUCUCAACGUGCGACCCGAUACAAACGCCUGGUACCGCAGCAUAAACAACACCAUUGUCGAUGAAGUGGAUCGCUCGUGGGUUAUAUGGGGGAUGCAGUGGUUCUCCGCAGAGUUCCAUUGGCUGUACAGUCUUUACUUGAGAAAUGGAUAUCCAGGCAUCUUUCACAGCGACACCACCAAAGAGGGUAUCCAGCGAAACGCAAAGUGGGUCUAUCGCGACCACUGCAACAUGGUUCGCGGUAUGGUGCCCAGGGAGAAUUUGCUUGAGUGGUCUGUCGGCGAUGGCUGGGAGCCGCUUUGCAAGUUCCUCGACAGGCCUGUUCCCGACGAGCCCUUCCCGAGGACUAACAAUCCGGGCGAUUACGCUGAUCAUGCAAACGAACUUCUCAGAAAGCGCUCCUUUCAAUGUCUGCGCAACCUGACUCUCACCGUCGUGACUCUAGGCGGGAUUACCACUGCUGUUGUGAUGUGGUGGCAGGGACAGAUACAGAUUACGAGGCUGAGCGAUCUCAGGCGAUUCGCUCAAACGACAUAG